AUGGAAGAUGAUCAAGAAAGUAAGAAUAAUAUCGACAUGUAUAGAGGAGUAAGGAAGAGAAAAUGGGGGAAAUGGGUAUCUGAGAUACGCGAACCAGGAAAGAAAACUCGAAUAUGGUUGGGGAGUUAUGAGACAGCAGAAAUGGCUGCUGCAGCUUAUGAUGUUGCUGCAUUUCAUCUAAAAGGUGAGAGACCAAACUUAAGGCUCAAUUUCCCUGAAUUAAUACAUACAUUCCCAAAACCCUCAAGUUCAAGACCUGAAGAUGUACAAAUGGCAGCUCAUGAAGCGGCAAUGAGGUUCAAACGGCCAAUUGAUGAUCAUCCAGACAACUGUGGUGCAGGCCCGGUGAGAGUAGGUCUCUCACCGAGUCAAAUUCAGGCGAUUAAUGAAUCCCCGUUGGACUCCCCAAAAAUGUGGAUGGAGUUUGCCGGGGCUUUAUUACCUGUUAGAGAAUACACUUGUCCCUCCUCUUCUUUUGAGGAUCAUCAGUGGGAUGAAAUCCAAUACCAUCAUGAUUCCAUUUGGGAUUUUUAA
This is a messenger RNA of Solanum verrucosum, 534 nucleotides long. RefSeq names its product ethylene-responsive transcription factor ERF022-like. Gene Ontology annotation, molecular function: DNA binding; DNA-binding transcription factor activity. The record is from RefSeq and is a predicted model, not a curated record. The transcript has a single exon. Gene Ontology annotation, biological process: regulation of DNA-templated transcription. The coding region runs from base 1 to 534 and encodes 177 amino acids. NCBI's taxonomy places the organism in Eukaryota, Viridiplantae, Streptophyta, Magnoliopsida, Solanales, Solanaceae.